AAAAUCCUCCUCAUUCACUUAUUAAACAUUUUUUUUCUCCAGUGGCUACCUUUGCCAGCUGUGGCAGGGUAUCGCAUUUUGGUUGCCUUAUACUGUGUCAGCUGGAUAAUCUACAGCAUAAUCUUGGAUAAUACUUGGAAAUGGCUUAUUUUCCUUACAGACUGGACUUUUUUGUGUGUAACGACUUACUUCACUUGCAGUAGUGUGAUAUCUGUUAUAUACUGGAUUCACAUUCGCCACCAACGUGUAAAUGAUUGUUGUACAAGUAGUGAUUGCCUACCAGUGGAGAGGUCAGAUAUCUCUAACAAGGAACAAAUAAGCAACUCCCAAUACACAACACCGAGACAAUCGGCGAGUGACACUAAUGAAAGCAGCUUACUUGAAGAAGAAUAUUAUGAUGCGUUUGAGGAUACUGAAAAUAUUUCACCUGCGGAAAGAACAACUGAAAGUAAUACGGCAAGGCAUUCUAGUCAUGUGUAUGCCUGCUUACAAGGCUUGAACUACCCUCAAAAAUGGUACCAUAAGGUAUCAUGGGCAUUUUACAUCAUAGCCGCCAAUAAUUCUUUGCUUGUUACAGUUGUAUACUGGAGUCUGUUGUACUCAGGGUUUCAUAUUAGAGAAGCAGAUGUUGCUUUUCAUUUGCUAAACUCAGUCUUUAUGCUAAUAGAAACUUGCUUGAGUAGUAUCCCUGUGCAACUUCUCCAUAUCGUAUAUGCAGUGCUGUAUGGAGUUGUGUAUUUUCUUUUUUCAGUGGUCUAUUGGUUGCUUGGUGGGACCACUAAUGGUAAUAAGUACAUUUAUCCAAUCCUUGACUAUGAGAGUAAACCCGCUAAAGCUGCUGUGGUGAUAGUCCUGUAUGGGUUCAUUGGGCUACCUGUGGCUCAGCUGUUGAUAUUUGGCUUGUUUAAACUCAGAUGUUACCUGAAAACUCUACGUAGACAGUGAAAUGCAAUACCAUUUUAGUUUGUUUAUUAUCAUACUCGUGACACAAUUUAUCAUUUACUAGUUGACAACAAUGAAAAAAUAUCCACAGAUACUAGUUUUAUUAGUCAAUUCUUAUAUUGCAAAUAAUUUGAAUAAUAAUGCAUGCUCAUAAUCACCCCAUGUAAACAAAUACAAGACAGUCUUGGAAUCUGGACUUCAGGUACUAGAUUCGGGAUUCUUUGUCAGUGGAAUUUGGAUUCCUGAUUCCUUGAGCUGUAUUCGGGAUUCCAUAGCCAUGCAUGGAUUCCGGAUUCCAGAAGCAACACUUCUGGGCCGAGUUGUUCAAAGCUGGGUUAAGAUAACCCAGGGUUAGUGCGAGAUUUGAAUUCAGAUUUGAAAGCUUAAAAAGCAUUUCAGCUUUAAUUCUUUUUGUCUACAAGUUGAUGAUAGCAAGCUCUAAAAAUAGCACAGAAAAUUAUCCGAGAAAAUGCUUUUGAACAUAAGAAGAAGAAACCCGGGUUAAUUUUAACCCCGGGUUAAGCGCUAAGCGGCCUUCGAACAACUCGGCCCAGUAUUCCAUAUUCCAUGAGCUAAAUUUCCUGGGUUCUGGAAUCCAGAUUCCCUUACAUGGGGCAACAUGCUUAAUAGUUAGAGGGUAUAUAGUAUAGUCGAGGCCGAUAGGGAGCGACUCUGGGUAACAGCAUGAUUAGUAGUGAUAUUUGGCAUAAAUACCGCAAGUGAUAUUUCAAAAUCAUUUUACUUCAUUUCACGAGCCGUUAGGGGAGUGAAAUUUCAGACAAUUUUGAAAUUCCAUGAGUGGUAUUUAUGCGAAAUAUCAUGUACAAAUCAUGCUAUUAUGUGUUUACACUACUACCUGCAAAAGCUUUGUAAUUUUCACAAUAGGUAUUUCAAAUUACGCUGAAAUAGCACUGCUCUAAGCCAAUCAAAUUGCAGAAAUUUUCAUUUAGAAGUGUAAGCAACUUUACCUAUUAUGGAGGAGGUGAGCAUUUAAAAUAGUUUUCAUUUACUCCUCUAGUUUGUUUUUUUUUGUUGUUGUUGUUUAAUUUUUUUUGCUUCUUCCCAUAUUUUAAGUAAAAUCAUGAACCUGUAUUUAGCGGAUACCUCUGUUAUACGGACACCAGCGAAGGUCCCGUGGGUGUCCAAGAAGUUACAAGCAUGAAAACCUCGAAAAACCGUGUUCUUUUCCUCAUUAGCAUAACACUGUAAUUUUUAACACGCAAUUGUUAUGACGUCAAAAUCGUAAUUGUCUAGCAUUGUUAAUUCUGGUUUAAUAUUUUCCCAACGCAUGCAAAUGCUGCGAAAGAGUCAACACUACGUCUCCCCUUGUGCAUCAACCAAGGUAUCAUAAACAUGUGUCGGGAGGAAUUUAGUCUUUCCCAAGUAAAACUGCAGCACCACGACUCCGGAGAUUUUAUUCGAUCACCGGUAAGUUGAAUUUUGGAGUGUUCCACAGCUAGCCCACUCAUAAAUAUUUUCAACGCUAUCUAUGCAUGUAUUUGUUUGGUCUACACUUUACACUGACCUUAGUGUUGCUUCUUUACUUAGGCUUGACCUUAAAGCAGAAAGGUUUAUAUUGCUGUUGACAGUGUCCAUUUCCAGGCUAAAUUAUUGAGACUUCUGCAACAGAGAAGUCCCACUUCACUUUUCAGAUUGUGAGCGAGUCGUUUGACCAUUCAAACGAAACAUCCUUUUAAUACUUCACCUGAUAUAUCUUGCGAAAUCUAUAAAAUCCAAGAUUUGAUUUCUUAAGUAUGCUUUAAUUUUUUCCCUCUUGUGAGUUUCCUAUUUUUAAUCCCGCAAUGCGCUACGGUUGUGUCAAUGUUGUGUUACACAUCGAUUUCUUCCGAAAGUUUACCGUCGAUCACUGCUUAGGCGACGAACAAAUUACGACGAUAUCAGAUGAUAAACAUGCCGAGACAGAGACUUGCUACUGCUUUGUGCUCUUUGACACUUCGCCUAAAAAAAGUUCAGAUAAGUCUUAAAGGAAAAAAAAAAACACAAGGAAAAUCAAAACAGUGCUUGAAACGAACGCAUUUAUUUAGAAAUUGACUGAGGCUAAUUAUGCAAGUUUUUUGAAUAUUCGAAAAAUAUCUACAUAGCUAAGUACUGACUGCCAUAAGAGGAAAAGAAACCUAGCAAAUGAAAAUAGCACUGAAAGAAUCCAGUGCGCACUAAAUAACAUGAUGAUGUUAUAAAAUAGCGCUCAAACCAGUUCGGUUACCCUGCAAAAAUUUACGUGAUCUCUACCGAAGGGGAACAAUAUAGCAGAAAACAACAGUUGCACCAAACAACAAAACGCUUAGAAGAGGUACAAAGAACUAAUCAAACAGAAAAGAUAGAAAACUUCUCAACUUGCCUCACAGGUAAUAUUCAUCUUAAGCAGAAUUUAUUCUAGUUAAUCUUAACCUAACGGAGCUGAAAAACGGAAAAUUGUAACAUAGCUUGGAUAGCGCAAGCGUUUAUGUUACAUCAUUGUGAACGCUGAUUACGUCAACAACCUAAUACCUCGAGUAGUUAUCUUGAAAGCUUUGCAAUCCUCUCAAGUGUCAUCAAGUGCGUAAUAAACCCAAUGUUACACACAACAUGUGUUUUAUAACGUUUUCUAAAGAGAAAAAUGGUUAACACAUGGGAGGGGAGUAGGGUCAUCUGCGCACGCGCGCUAUGGUGUGUCAAUCAUUCUUUUCAGUCUUUUCGUUCAAAAAGCAAAACAACAACAACAACUUCGAUGAAUUAAAAGUUAUCCAUCUCAAUAUAAGUUGCCGGUACGCUUUUUUUUGAAGCCGCGGGCUCAUGAUCUUAACGGGCCACAGUAACCUGACUGCGUACUGCGAAGGGCCUUUCCAGCACAGUCAACUGUGUAAGGGUAGUUUUCUAAAGAAAUUAUCUCUGAUAAAUUCGCGAAGGAGGCAUGGAGACCGUCAUAGGUUUAUUGACUCAGACGCAGUGUAUAACGAUUACUAACUGGUCACAUAACUUGAUUUGUUGCAGUGGUUCCCGGAUGUUGGAGUGACCAUAUAUCGCUGUGUGUUCGCUGGUUAUUGCCUUGGUUGGAUUAUUUACAGUGGCUUUCACCUUAGUAAUGGAGACGAGAAGUGGUUCAUCUAUCUCACUAACUGGAGCUUUGCAUUCCUUACGUUGUAUUUCAUCUUGGCAUUUGUUGUGUGUGUGUUUAACCACAUCAGGGAUACACCGAAUGAAACAGCCCCCGUACAAAUGACAACAGCAAAGAGCGAUGGAAGCAGCGGGAUUAGCAUUGAGGUCGCUAACGACCAAGGCCUAAACUAUGAACAACCAGCCGCGAAAAUGGCGUGGUAUCACAAAGCAUUAUGGGUCAUCUUUAUUAUCGCUGCCAAUGCCGCCAUCUUGGUAACCCUGUUGUACUGGACGCUCAUCUUUACCGGAAAAACCAGUGGGCUGGACAUAUCAACCCAUUUGAUAAACAGCCUUUUUAUCGUAGCAGACGUGAUGCUUAGUGAAACUCCUGUGAGAUUCCUUCACUUUCUUUACGCUUGGAUCUAUGGUGCUUGUUAUGUUCUGAUGACUGUGAUAUUUUGGGCAUCAAAUGGCACUAAUGCUCUUGGCGAUCCCUAUAUAUAUUCGUAUAUAGAUUAUGAUGAGUCUCCGGCACUCUCUAGUGGUAUUGUUGUUGGGUUUGUUUUGUUGGGACAGCCGUUUGUCCAGGCCAUCCUUUUUGGCCUGUUCAAACUGAGAGGGUUUUUGGCUCUAAAAUGUGGCAACAAAAUGUAAAUUCCUUUCAGCCAUAAACUACCACUUAAGUCAUCCUUAUAGCAUACUGUAUAAUCAUUGCAAUGAUUAUUAUAUUUUUCUACUCAGAUCAUUGUUUUACGUUGUCAGAUUCUCUAAGUACAUAUACAAAUGUUUUAGCGUUUAAUUUUUUUAAAUUUCCCUCUUGCACAUUGUCUUACGCCUUCAAGCCUUCAAAACUAUCCCAAAUGAAAAGGUUUUUUAACUUUUUUUAUUUACCGCCUACUUGUAAUUAGAACUUGUAAUUGAUGUUUUAAUUAAAUAACUGGGAAAUAAAGCUGGAGUCGUGUGAGUUAAUAUUUUCAGCGGUUUUAACAUCUGCCCAUGCGUAGUGCGCUCAGCUAAGCAAAUCCAAAAUAGCGUUUUCCAGUUGAGUUCUCUCGCGUCCAUGCACCCACGCCUUUUUCGUACAAAGAUCAAGGGUUGAUUUCCACUGUCUCGCAAUUUUUCCGUGCGAACGAACGUAAAAUUUGCGAGCGUAAAUGAAACAGAGGCGGCAAUGUAUGAAACGCGCAAACGUAGAAGUUGUGCGAGGUUCAGCGUUUACGUAUACGUGUUGGCCCUCCAUACAUUAGAGAGAUUAAGAUUCACAUUUACGUUAAACGUGAAUUUGUACCAUGCACGUGACCAAGUUUUGUCCUUAAUUGUCGUUAACUGUUUAUUACUUCUACUCAAAAAUAAGUAGUUUCACGCCUGUUUUAUACAUAAGAAUGGUUCUCGACAGUUUUUAUCUGCUUCUUUUCUAUUUUGAGAAAUUCUCAGCUUGAAUCUGCCGAUUGCCUUUUGCCGAAAACUUGACUGUUAAUCCCUCUAUUGUCUUCAUGUUACUGACGCGAGUAAAUCUCACGCGCGAAUUCGCGCGCGUACAAUACUCGACAUUGGAAAUCCACCCUUAGAUAGUAAUGAUGUUCGCACUACGCUGGUCAAAUUUUCGACCGAACCGGGAGAGGGAGGGGAAUUUGGCCUCGAUUUUGAUCUAAAUUUUCGUAAUCCCUCCGUGUGAACAGAACACCAGAAACACACACCUUUUAUGAGACGACUUGAACAACGAAGAAAAUCGCCAACAGUUGCGAUGCAAGUUUGUUCAGUUGUUUUUGUUGUUUGUUUGUUUUCACUUUGACAUCUUUGUUAACUUCCUCGUCCUGGUCGUCUUGGAUCGUCUUGGAUCCUGGAUUCCACGGAUUCCAGAUGCCUUAUCAGUGAUACUUGGAUUCCGCAUAUCAAUAGUUAGUGGGAUUCCGGAUUCCUUGAGUUAAAUUACAGAUUCCAAAGCCCAGGAUUCCAGAUUCCAAGAUCUUAGAUUCCGGGAUCCGGAUUACCUUAUAUGGGGCCGCGAAGUUUGCAGAAGGACCGUGGAUCUGCAUUAAACUGAAACGCCCGGUUUCGUCGCGUGUAUCGGGAUUGAAUCCGUAAUAUGAAGUGGGGGAUAUUAAAGUCUCCGAACGAAAAAAGUCGGAUAAUUAGGAUAAUGAAUGCCUGUAAACCGCCAGGUAAUCCAAAUGUGCUUAGGAAUUUGGAAACAUUUAUUGAUCCCCAAAAACCUCUUUAGUUGUAAAACUAAGUAGCCUUUGAUGAAGUUUCCUCCCAGUAUUUUUUCCAUAUGUAAAUAUUUCUUUAGUUUAAAAUUUCAAGUUCAUCUUUUUUGUUUUCCUUUGUAUCAGAAAACUUUCCCAACAAAAGCAUUCAAAAGCUUUAGUACGUUAUUCUUCUCUUUUUUUUCACGAUCGAAUUAAUUAAGUACAAGCUAAUUUGUUUUGUGUGCUGCUGAUAUUAGCACGUGGUACAUCACAAUAAACUCCUCAGGGACUCUAGCCAUUGUCAAGCAAAUCAACAACCUCCUCAAUGCCACAGAAUACAAAUAUAUGCACGAUUUAUGGCUAAUGUUGUACUCAGCGGUGAGUCAAGUUUGAUCGAAGAAUGUGGCGUACAGAACUACAAGAAGUGAAAGAAGAAUUUCAGCUGGUUCAGUUUCGCCUAUUGUACCCUAAUGCAGGGGACUUUGCGGAAACCCCGGUAAGUUGACUUCAUAUAAAUUUAAGCAAUCGGUUGAAAUGUCGCUGGCAUCGGUUUGCUUAUUUGCAUGUAAGUCUCUCCUCUGUCUCUCGUUUAGACGUUUCUCUCAAUCGCUUUCAAAACAAACGCAUUCCUCUUGAGGGAAGAAUUAACAAAGAGCGUGAAAGUUGUACCAAUACAUUAAAUUUUUGAUUUCCCCUUUUCUAUUCAAAGGGGCGGAAAUUUCUAGUUUAAGAAAUUACGAGUCUUGAACCGUGACAACUAAAAGUACAAAUGUUGACCACCUUUCAAUGGUAAAGUAAAGAAUGAUGUAUUUGUCCUAACAACUUCCCAACUAACGAAAUUCGAUACUAACGUAAUCCAGGUGCUUUCAGGAAGAAAGACAUUUGAGAUAAAACGUUUUUUUUAUAAAAACGCCUUGUUCCAGCGUUGAACUUGCCCGUCGAUUACUUCAACUUUCAAUGUAUCUUUGUCGUCGAGUGUUGUUCUAUGCUCUGGGAAGACAGUCACAUUUGUUUAGAUACUCGUUGACUUUUAAUAUCACUUUAAACAGCUCAGUGAAAUGUCGAAAGCAAAAUAAUCCUUCACAUACGAAAUAAUGCCUACUACAUUUCUCUCCUUGCGCCCACAUUGCAUACUGGUAUUUUACUGCGUACAUGUUGGUGUUUGAAACUUUACUCUAAGUCAACCUCAGUUAAUGCCAAUUGUAUUAAGGGCAAAAUUGAUCAAGAAUGUAUGCGUAAAGUUAUCCAAAUAAUAAAUAGAGAAAAGGCAGCCAGUUCAUUUGUUUAUGAUAUAGGAACUUUUCAAGAAACAUGAAAAAACAAAGGCGGAAAUGCGGUUCACCGAAUAAGUGUGCAAUCAUGCAAAAAUGUCACGCGAUUAAAAUAUAUGGCACCCUUUUAAAACUAGAAACAUUUCAAAUAUACUGGACACAUGACAUUUUAUGUUCUUGUUCCAUAGGUCUUAUUCUAAAUAAUUCAGAAACUAUUGGAUUUGGAAACAACAAAUAACUGAGGCUAUGAUUUUAACUUAUAUUUAUUCAAAACUACUGUAACAAUAUAGAUUGACGUGAUUAAUGUUAUGAAUAUUUUAGGAAGUCCAUUUUCGAAUUGUAAAAUCAAGUUUUUUUGGAUUUCACAAUUAAGUAAGCUAUUACACUAGUGUUUUCGUAUUUGAUUUUGUUUUAUCGUAACUGGGAGUGAUUUUUAGUGUUCAAAUUUACGUUUAUAAAGAAAUCAACUCCAGAUUCAUUGUAUCGUCCAGCUCAUUGUUUAAAACCUCUUGAAUAAUUGAUUGCCAUCUGUUGAGGAAAACGAUAAUUUAAAUCUUAUUUUUAAACGUUACUAAACUAACUCGGUCUUUCAAGUUAUCGAGGAAAUUUAGAGUGCUAAAAACAGCCUGCCAUCCCUGUGACUUGCUCAAAAUUGCUAUCCUCCUUUUUCAGUGGUUUGGUGUCCCUGUGAUCCUAGUCUACCGCCUUCUAGUCGCCGUUUACUGCAGUGCUUGGUUAAUUUACAGCGGUUUCCACCCAUCCAACGGACAUGAGAAGUGGUUUAUUUACUUAACCAACUGGAGUUUUCUCUUUGUGACAGUUUACUUUGUUUUUGCCACCUUAAUAACUGCUUUCUAUUACAGAGAAGAAUGUAGACAAGGAGAGUACGAAAUGGGCAGCCCUGAACCGGUUCCUCUAAAGUACCGCACAGCAGGGCUGUCACGUUCAUCAGAUAUAGACUCCCGUGCGGGAAAGUCACGCGAGGAGAUGAAUGCAUCGCGUGACAAAACAGAUGCACGUGAAAAGGUCCAAAGCCAUGAGGAUGUCAAAGUGUCUAUCAAUCCUUUAGAAGUUAUGCAGGAGAUACCCAUGACAAGAUUUCAUGAAGCUUUGUGGGUGAUAUAUAACAUUGCAGCAAAUACUGCGUUACUUAUCACAGUAACAAACAGUGAUUACAAGGGAUAUUCAUACGAUGGCUUAAUCAUCACGACUCAGAUACUGAAUACUGUUUUUAUCCUAACAGAGACCUUGCUUGGGACUGUCCCGGUGCGAUUAUUUCACGUUAUUUAUCCAAUGCUUUUCAGUACUGUAUACGUUAUGGUUACUGUUGUGUAUUGGGCGUGUAAUGGGACAAAUACCUCAGGCAAGCCUUACAUUUACUCUGCCAUUGAUUACAGCGAGAACCCCAGAGGAAGCGUUGGCACUGUCCUAGGAUUCGUUUUUGUUGGUCACCCCUUAGCACAGCUUGUUUUAUUUAUUGUUUUUCGAGUCAGAUAUUGGCUGCGGAGGAAAUUUAGCAAAAAACUCAUUUGGUAA
Messenger RNA from Porites evermanni, 9034 nucleotides. NCBI's taxonomy places the organism in Eukaryota, Metazoa, Cnidaria, Anthozoa, Scleractinia, Poritidae. The record is from the annotation of a GenBank genome assembly.